Folsomia candida is the source of this 4958-nucleotide messenger RNA. Its product is annotated as cytosolic beta-glucosidase. The transcript is spliced from 10 exons. Gene Ontology annotation, molecular function: ATP binding; beta-glucosidase activity; protein kinase activity. Gene Ontology annotation, biological process: carbohydrate metabolic process; protein phosphorylation. Lineage: Eukaryota; Metazoa; Arthropoda; Collembola; Entomobryomorpha; Isotomidae. Bases 42 to 1532 code for a protein of 496 amino acids. The record is from RefSeq and is a predicted model, not a curated record.
UAUACUAAAUUUUCACUUUGGAUUAAACCAAUAAGACAAAUAUGUCGAUAUUUUGCAAAGUUGCUAAUCUAAUCACUUUUGCCAUAUUGGUGUCAAACUCUGUUUGUGGGGAGGAUGCAUUUCUAUAUGACGUUUUCCCCCCAGGUUUCCAGUGGGGCUUUUCCACAUCUAGUUAUCAGAUUGAAGGAGCAUGGAACGAAGACGGCAAAGGAGUAAAUAUUUGGGACACAUUUGUCCACCGAUUUCCAUCCCCAAUUCCAGACAAGAGAAAUGGUGACAUUGCCUGCGAUUCGUACCACAAAUUUGACCAUGACGUUUCGCUCCUCAAAUAUAUCGGGGCCAAUGUUUAUCGUUUCAGUUUAUCCUGGAGCAGAAUUCUUCCCACGGGACGGAUAGAUCACAUAAAUCCAGCCGGAAUCCAAUACUACAAUAAUCUGAUUAACCUCCUCCUUGCCAACGGUAUCGAACCUAUCGUCACGCUACAUCAAUGGGACUUGCCCCAACCUCUCAUGGAUAUUGGUGGAUGGCAAAAUGAGGAAGUUAUCCAGCACUUUAGUAAUUUUGCUAAUCUCGCCUUUCACGCGUUUGGGGAUCGUAUACGGAAAUGGGUUACGUUUAACGAGCCAAAUGUAAUGUGUGUGCAUGGAUACUUAACCGGGAAAUAUGCCCCCGGACACAAAAAUAUUAAUGAAGCCCUAAAUAGUGCCCGCAACAUUGUAAAGUCACAUGCGAAGGUGUACCGCCUCUAUGACCGGGUUUUUCGUCUCCACCAAGGCGGGAAAGUGGGAAUGGCUUUGUUCUCAUACUGGUUGGAGCCAAAAGAUCCACAGAAUCCGGCUCACCGAAAGAUAGCUGAAUAUGGGAUGCAGAUUAUGUGGGGAUCCUUCGCAUUUCCCAUAGUUUUUGGGAAUUAUAACGACGAAACGAAACAACUGCUGGGAAAACUUAGGAAAUUAAAAUUAACAUCGGCCCCGGUGGAAUUCACUUUGGAAGAAAGUGUCGAAAUAAAAGGAAGCUACGAUUUUUGGGGCCUAAAUCACUACUCGACAUACCUAGUGGAGCCGAGUAAAUUGACGUCAUCUAUUUUGCAUGGAGACCUAAUCGGUUUGGUACUCGGCGCUAAGAUAUCCGUUGAUCCGAAAUGGCCCCAAGGUGCAAGAAACGACAUAACCGUGGUCCCCUGGGGUUUGAGAAAAACGUUGAACUGGAUCAAAGAGAGGUAUGGAUCUCCAGAAAUUUACAUAAUGGAAAACGGAUAUCCCGACUAUCCAAACGCAGGAGUGGAGGAUGUUUCCAGGGUACAGUUUCAUCGCGGGUAUAUCAACGAAAUGCUGAAGGCUGUCAGACUCGAUGGUGUUGGGGUAACCAUGUACCUGGCGUGUGGACUUCUCGACUCGUUUGAGUGGUCGCUCGGAUACACCGUAAAUUUUGGAGUGGUCUACGUAAACCAUAGCGAUCCUGAAAGACCUCGGACACCUAAACUUUCAUCAGCUUGCCUUCAACAAAUUUUUGCCGAGAAUGGAUUUACUUGAACAAAUUUGUAACUUUUGACACUACAAAUAUGAUAAUUUAUACUGAUACGAUACUCUUAAAGGGUAAAAUUGUUAUAUACAAGAAAAAACCAGUGCAUUACUCCGCAUUACUCCAAAAUCCUUAAUAAAAGUGCUUAAUAGUGUUUUCGAAUAAUUUGAAACGGAAAUUUAAUUCCCUGAGUUUUGAGUGUAUGCACAAUUUUUUUUAAAAGAAAUAUCAAAAACUUAAUUAUGACACAUUUUGUUGAUAUAAAUAUGAUUUGACUUUCUUCCAUCUUCGCAUUGUCAUAUUGCAGUUUGAUUUACGGAAUGAGGACUUGAUAUUAAAAACUAAAUAGGUUUAGUUAUUACCAAAAUAGUAGAUUGUCUUCAUCAGGGUUGCCGAAAUAUAAUUUGUAGAAACGGGUGUACAAAUUUUGUGAUACAUACAAUAAUAUUUUCCUUGGUAAUUAUGGGAUCUUCUUAAAAGUGGUAGGAUGGUAGGGAUUCAAAUGGGGUUCAUGUUUUCGCCAUCUCUGAUGUUCAUGGUAAGAGGAAAUUUUUUAAUGUAUAGUGACCACUUUAGUUUGCGGUGAAAGUAAUUUUGUUGAGAUGUGAACACUUGUCGGACCAUGAAUAUUAUGCACACUCCUGGCAUGUACUUAUUAACCUCCUGGCUACGAAACUACACAUAUUUGUGUAGAGAAAGUACUUCCAUUCGAUGGUAAAAAGUGAAUUUUUUUCGAUAUUUUUCUACUGAAUUUUGGAGUCUUCCCUAUACGUACCAAUAUUAAAAAGUGGAGUUUCGUAAAAAAAACUCAAAACUCGGCAACUUGAUGAAAUUUUAAUUGGUUGCUAUCAGGUGUAAAUAUAAAAUAGGUAAAGAAGGGAACUUUUAUUAAAAAAUUAGUAGUAUGAAACAGGUUAAUUGAAUUGUCCAUCUAUACAAGCAGUGUGUGUACCCACUUCACUAAAGAUUACACUUUAUGUAUCUCACAUUAAGCCAACUAUAAACAUACAACAGAUAAUGCUGCUUAGGGAACGUGCAUUUAUUACAUCAUAAUUUUAGUGGGUGGGUGGUUUAGGUCUUCCUAUCUUUCCCAUGUUAAAAUUCCCUAUCCCUUAAUGUUUACGUUGGGUGGGUGGGUGCUAAAAUCGAGAAUUUUUUAUGACAUAAUAUAUGGAUGGUCCCUCACCGUUCAAGGUGACAUCACUUUUUGCCACAUCAUGCACAAUUGAGUGUAUGUAUAAUGUCACAGUUUCUCCUGUACAUUGUGAUCGGACAGUCGCACAAAAAAUCCAAAUUAUUUAUUUCACCAUGGCAACCUCAUAUUCGGUUCCAACAAAUAUAAAUUUCCUAAAACUAGUAAAAAGUUACGUUUCAUGUUUAGGCCAUGGUGCAUAUGGUGUAGUACUAAAGGCCGAAUACAGCUCGAGUAGGUGUACCUGCAUUAAAUUUUUCAGGAAUCACGGAAAAAUAGAUUUCAUCCCUAAUUUAGCAGACUUACCAGUUCAUCCCAACAUUGUGAAAGUUGUCUACUUUUCAAAUAAGCAAGAACUAAAACCGGAAAAAUUACGGGAAAUUUUGGAAAUAUGUCCCCCAUCGUUUUCGGAGUUCUUUGAAAGUCAAACCAACUCUAUCACUUGUGUGCAGAUGGAAUUAUGUGGUUUUAACAUAAACGACUGGAUAAACCGAGAAAAAUCAAGGGAAAUAAGUAUUGUGCAACAACUCUACCAAGUGGAAAUUGUGCUCGAUUUGAUUUCUGGAUUGAAAUUUCUCCACGAAAAUAAUAUCGUUCACGGCAAUUUAAAACCUACAAAUAUAUUGUUCUCUAAGGAGUACGAUUUACCCGUAAAAAUAGUAGACUUUUGGCUAUCCAGGAUAAUUUCGCCACUUUCCCAAGAAAAUGAUAGUAAUCAAGACUAUUUUGCACCGGAAGUGGAGACUGGAAACUAUUCCUUUCAAGGAGAUCUCUACUCUCUGGGCCUAAUUAUUUGGGAAGUGGUCAAUUUACUUGACAUCUCAAAAAAUAAGAAAGAGUAACAAUAAUCAAAACCGGAAAUUCGAGAGGCAAACAAGUUUGAUCUUUUAAAACUAUUUAGUUUUCAUAGUAAAUUUUUAUCAGCGCAACGUCACCAAUAUUUCUAUCCAAAAGAAUCAAUUAAUUUUUUAAAAAUUAUACGAACACAAUUUUUCUGAGACUAGUAAUUUUUAAAAACUAAAGAAUUUUAUUUAUUUUUACUUUGAAUUUCUAAAACAAACUACAAAUCUUUUGAGUGAACAAUUUGCGCUCAUCAGCUCUACGAACUGUUCAAAUCUUAACAAAAUCAAUCUUUUGUGUAUCUUUUGAACUUCCGGUUUUGAUUAUUGCAAUGCGAAAAACCAUAUUUCACAGAUUACUGUCUGAUACACACCGAACUCUAAUCGAGAAACAUCCCCUUCUCGAGGAGGAUAUUAAGAAACUUAUUGUCCAUCUUACAAAAACGAAUGUUUCCGAGAGAUUCCUUAAUAUUUCGGAACUCGACCCAUUCACAAAUCUUUGGGAUAAGAUUACUAUCCAUGACACCACGGCGAACGUCUCAAAUGAUGCAGAACUACGAUUAUGCGUGCAUUACAUGAGGUCUGGAUGCACCAUUAAUCUGAGCGCGGGAAAUUACCCGGGCGGAUACUGUUUGAACAAUGACGCCAUAACAAUUAUUGGGGAAAGUGAGAAAACUCUGAUCGAAUGUAAAGAUUCGGUAGGAUUUCAUGUGUUUGCGAAUGACUGUACCAUUUCCAACGUCACAAUUUCCGAUCGGGAGGACGACACUGGGAUCAUUUUGGAAGGAUGUCGCAACAAAGUGGACAAUAUUAUUGUCAAAUUUUCCUCUUUUCCGUCCGCCGCGGUGUAUACUUCGCCAACGUCUAGUGAUUGUAUGAUUACAAAUGUUUCGGGAAACUAUGUCGACACGGGGAUCUGGCUGGAUGGGUCGAAUCACCAAGUAGAAAAUAUUGCGCUUUCCAGAAAUCAUCAAACAAAAUUGGACGCUAUAAAAAAGAAUCAUCAAACCUGGGAUCUAACCAUUCUCGCAAAAAAUUCAAGCGUAAAAAAUAGCUCGUUCGACAGCGUUUUAAUCAAGGGAGAAAAUACCAUCUUAAACGGAGUCCGUGUAAAACAACAAAUAGUAAUUGAGAAGAAUGCAAAGGGAACAAAAUUAGCAGAGUGUAAAGCAAAGGAAUUAGUUACAUCUUCUUUCGAUGAAGUCGUGAAAUAUUGUAAAUUUGAUACUAUGCGUGGUAAUAAUUAGCUCAUCCAGUCAUACUAAAUUUACUAUUAAAUACAUCGUUAUCAACACUUAAUUUGUAUGUAUCUGUAAAGUUUAAAUAACUGUUAAGCAACCCUUUUAAGUAUUUAAUUGAUUCAUACUUAUCCUUAAUUUUAAUUAAAUGCAGAAUGAAAAAUUCAA